AUGGAUAUUAACACACUAAAAAUGUCUGAGAUCUAUAGCAGAGUGGCACAGCUUCUCUCACUAACGUAUUCAGGCAUGCCUGACCAAAUAAAGCCAGCUGAAGAUGAGCUUAAAAUCAUAAGCCAAGAUACACAAGGAUUCCUGCAAUGCUUAUUAGCCAUAAUCCAAGCUCCAGAAUCUCAUCAAUUACUUAGAUCUGCUUCAGCUACAAGAUUUCGCCAUUUAAUAAGGGAAUCUAAUAUAUUUUUUUUCUAAAUGAUCUUCUAAAAUUUCUUAUUUAAUUCUUAAAAUAAUUGUGAUUUAUUAACACCUAAUAUAAAUUUUUACUGAUUUUAAUCCAUUUUAUUAUAUUACAGCUGGAAAAUUAUCAGUCGAGACUCGUUCUUGGCUGGUCGAAGCUAUUUUUCAAACGCUCAUAUCUCCCUACACAGAUGGUCAAGUACAGGUAGCAACCCUACACCCCCACCCCCCCCCUUUUUAAUGGUACCCCCCCCCCACCCCCCACCCCCCCUUAAUAUAGUAUAGAUAUAUCACAAAUGCUAAUUUAGAGCAGGCGUAAUAAAUAAAAUAUUAUAUUUUAGAUAUUAAAAAUUACUGAUUUAUACAACAUCAUAUAGCGUAGCGCAAUCGAUUGAGGAGUAGUGAAAAUUUCCUAUAACUACUAAGAACCCACGUCUGAAGAAAUUUGCUGACAAGCAUAAUGAUCUUUGGUAUUAAUUAGCAGUAUAUCCUGUAUAUAUUUAUGAACUUUGUGGAACAAUGGCUAAAGAGUCCAUUUAGAGAUCUAAAAGUAAAACUGACAAUAGCAAAUACUAUUGUUAUUAGCACAUUGCUUUUCAAAUGAAAGAGAUGCUCUAUAUAAGUUAGGCAGUAGAGAAUAAGAUAUGGAAUGCUAUAAAUAAGCUAUCAGAGUUGAUCCAAAUUAUACUGAUGCAUAGAAUAUCAUAGGAGUUAUCUUCUAUAAAGAAAAGAGUUAUGAAAAAACACUAAAACAUUGUAACGAUGCAAUUAAAAAAUCCAAACUGUGGAGAUUAUUAUUAUUAUUAUUAUAAUAAUAAAGGAAAUGCUCUUACUCCCCCCUCUUUAAAUUGGAACAAAAUAUAGGUAAAAUUUUCCACUUUUUUGGUAAAUUAACCACCUUUAAAUUGAAACAAAAUUUAAUUUUAUAAUAAAAAAAUUAUAAUAAUUUUUUUAUGUAAAAGGUUUUGAUAUAAGUUAAAAAUGUUUCUUCUUAACUAAAAUCAAAAAUUUAGUUAUAUCUUGUUCUUGUUUAAAGAAGAGAGUAUAAAGAUCAUCUUAUUUAAAUAAAUUUAUUAUCCUUAAUUGCUAAAUUUUAAAAAAAAAUUAAUUGUUUUUUUUUAAAAAUUUUUAUCCUCUUUUGAUAAAAAUGAUAUUUUUUAUUUAAAUAGUUUUGAUAUAAAUUCAAUAGGAAUUCAUUAUAAAUUUUACUAAUUUCUUGCUUUAUUUUAAAGAAUAGAGUAUAAAUAGCAUAUUAUUUAAACAAAAUUAGCACUUUGAUCGAUAAAUUUUCUAAAAAUUUUUUUGUUUUUAAAUUUUGUUUUUAUCAAUAAAAAUAAUAAUUUUUGUGUAAAUAAUUUUGAUACCAAUUAAUAGUGGCGUAUUAACUAAUAAUGAAAAUUUAGUUAUAUCUUGCUUUGUUUUUAAAAGAUAAAGAGUAAAUAGCAUUUUAUUAAACAAAUUUAUUAAUCUAAUUCGAUAAGUUUUUGAUUUUCAUAUAAAUUUUUUUUAUAAAAAAAUUUUGUAUUGAUAUUUUUUUUAAAAAAAAAAAUUAACCCCCCUUUAAAUUGGAACAAAAUUUUUUGUUCCAAUUUAAAUGGGGGAGUUAGAUAGUUAGGAAGAAGAGAAGAAGUUUUGGAAUGCUAUAAAAAACAAUCAAAAAGAAUAAUGGCAACUCAAGAUGUGAUAUAGGCAUGGUAUGUAAGAAAAUAUGAAUAUAAUUAAUACUUGAAUUCGCAAAAAUUUUAUUUUAUGAAUUGAUUACUUUUAAACCUACUAUUUAAGCUAAUUAUCCAUCUUCUGCAUAUCCUGCAUUAGCUCAUAUUACAUCCAUCUUGAGUUACCUACACUGUAUUCAUCUUCGCUGCGCUCUGUAGUUAUUGUAUUGUGCUUGAUUCAUUUAAUAGUUACUGACAUUAUCAAUAUCUUUGGCAUUGUAUUUAUAAAUAUAAAAAAACAAAUUUAAUAUAUUUCCUAAUUAAUUUUUAAUUAAUUUGAAUUUAUUAAUUAAUCGUAAUUAUUAAAGCAAUUUAUAGACUUCAUUUAUCAAUAUAGCGCUUUAAUUGGGUUAUAUUUAAAAUAUUCUUUUUGAGGGAGGGGGUGGGGGUGCCAUCUGUGAAGGGGGGGUGGGGUGCCAUUUUUAGGGGGGGGUGGGGGGUGGGGGUGUAGGGUUGCUACCUAUGCUUGACCACACAGAUCGUAGCUCACGAGGAGUCUUAAACUUUGCCUUAAACCCUAUCCUUGGUGAAGACGGACUCGGAGUAUUCACAAAUAGACUUGCAUCUUUAGCAAUUACCGGACUAAGUGGUGAAGGAACCCAAAUCCAAGGCAGCUUGUUGGUAAUAAAAUCAAUUUUCAGCAGCAUGACUCCACAAUUCCAAUCUGCAGACUAUUCAAAGAUACUGAUACCUCACCUUGUAGAAGUCGGCAAAAAAGGGCUUUACAUGAUUUCUUCAGGCCUGCAGAGUACCAAUGAGCCACUUAUUACUGAAGGAAUAAAUAUUUUAGAAGACUGGACGUCAAGCUUAAGACAAAUCCUGGAACAUUUUGAAGUUACGUCUACAAAAAACAUAAAAGACCUGUCAGAACAAAGUGAAAUUGCUUUAUUGUUUUCAAAUAUCAUUAAUUUCGCAAUCCCUGACUACCAGGUACAAAAUUCCAUUAUAAAUAUCACAGAAACCCCUAUCACCAAGCCUAUGAACAAUAUAAAAGUGAAUAUUUUAAAAAGCCUCAACAUAAUUAUCCAAUAUUUAAUUGAUUUCAAGAAAAAAAAUAUAGAAGAACAAGGGAAUUUCCCCCUUAUAACUGUAAUAGGGACUGAUCUGCCUGAUUCCCCAUUUUUAUCCUGUGCACUAAGCAUAACUGAGCCGCUAAUUAUAUCAAUACUAUCAAUAUCCACACAUGCAGAAAUUGAAGCUUUCCUGGCAAGGGAUUUUAUUACAGAAUUAAUGAUAGAAACCUUAAGUUUUUUCCACAAGGUCGGCUAUGAAAGGCGAUUUUAUACGAUUUUUUCUCAAUAUCACCGACAAUUAAUAGUAAAUGUAUGUUUCCAGUUUAUAAGUUAGUUAGUUGUUAGUUUUUAAAAGGCCAUACGUGGGCGAAACCAGCGGACCUCAACACCUCAGCUCGAAAGACGACUCCAGGUCGGGUUCUGAUGUGGCCAUACUCCCAGGCCCGACGCCAUCUUGAUUUCUGGUCAAAACCACCUGUCCAAGGGAUCAGCUCCUUUGGGCAGAGCCACUUCUGUCUGAGUGCCCCGAUGGUCCCGAUGAAGGAAGACCAUGUGGUAGGAAAAACCUGUCUAGCCCAUCUGGCAGGGACAGGGAAAACCUUCUGGGGAGAAAUAAAACUUCCUCUUCGGUACGGCUUCCCCACAACUGAAGGGCCUACUUAGGACAGGAAUGAGACCUGUAUCUUCAGCUUCAUCAGCAAUGGGUCCUACCAGCUCCAUAGGAGGUGCGCCUCGGAGUCCAAUUUCCGUCAACGUCACGAUUUUAUUUCUCUCCCAGUUUAUAAGGAUUUAUGAAAAAGAUAAAGAACUUUUUAUGACAGACCCAGAAGAAUUUGCGGCAAGCACACAAGAUAUGUGUGAGCGGCAAGAGUCAGAAACCACCAAAACGACGUCAGCGCAGCUGCUAGAAACGCUUUGUGACGCUAUUGAUGGCGCCCUUGCGUUUACAGCUUAUUUUGUCCAGCAAAUCACAGAUAUGAUUUUAUCUGGGAAAGGGAGAGAAGGGAUUAUGGAUUAUAAUAUAAUCAGAGACUUCACUGAUUUUCCCUUUAUGAGCUUAGAUGAGGAAACCAAAAUAGAAACCUCCUUUAUGGUCCUCAGUAUCCUAUCAUUUCCUAUAUUACGUAGAAAAGAUAUAUUGAACUCUAUCGAGGAUUUAUUGGUAAAUCACAUGGAAAGACUGUUUUCGACCACGUCAGGGAUCAUCCAGAGCAGGAUUUGUUUGUUUUUUUAUUUUUAUUCAGACAGUAUUUUUAUUGAAAGAUCUCACCAUUUCCAGACUUGUAUGAAUUUUUUAAUCAGCUGUAUUUCUCCGAAUUGCCAUAAAGCGGUUAAUAUUCAGGCUUGUGAAACUUUUUCGUUUAUGAUGCAAGAUGAAGAAAUUUUAUUUAGGUUUGAGCCUUUUAUAGAUGAAGUCAUUGAUAAAAUAAUACAGGGGAUUGAAAACCAGACUGAAAAAAACUUUUUUGAAGCACUGGUAGAGAUGACACAAAAUUUCAGUGACGCUUUGGCAAGAAAAAUAAUCCCAUUAAUAGCUGGGAUUGUAAAAAAAAUCCAAAUUGAGACACAAAAUUUGGUUAUGGGGAAUAAAAAAGAAACAAUUAUUUUGCUUAAGCUUUGGAAUGUCAUAAGGACACUCAUUAUGUCUCCUUCAAUAGAAAAAGCUCAGCUAGUAGAAUUUGAAAAACAUUUGGCCCCGAUUUUAAGCUAUUUGCAGAUUCCUCACCAAAUUACCUUUGUGGAUGAUAUUAUUAAUGUUGUGGUCUGCAUAAUGAAAAAAACAAAAAAUGUGACUGAUAUUGAAUGGGAAAUUUUCAGCAAACUGCCUGAAAUUCAAGCAAGCCAAGACAACUCUUUGCAGUGCUUAUUUAAGCUGCUGAAUUUAUAUCUAAUGUACGGAAAAGACCACCUUCAAGAAUUCCCUCAAAAAUUGGCAGUAGUUUUAGAUAUGGCUGGAAAAGCCAUGUUUGCUACUUAUAAAGGAAAAACCAGAGAAAGUGUAAACUCUGAAGGGGCGAUUUUAUACCAGCUGGCUCUUUAUAACUAUGCUGGCUACAUCGACCACCAACUUAACCAAAUAUUUUCCAACGCAAUCGUAAGGUACCUUCAAGGCACAACCCAAAGCUUUUUCAAGGUCAGGCUUCUCGGCAUUAUUUUGGCAGGUUUUACAUAUAAUACAAAUUUAGCCUGCUCUAUCCUAUCCCAGCAGUCAACUGACACAGGAAUCACUUAUCUUCGCUUUGUCCUGCUCCAAAUAAUCAAUAAUUCCACUCUUUUUGUGCAUUCUUAUGACAAACGUGUCGCAGUCAUCGGUCUCUGCUCCAUAAUUUCUUUAUCAGAGCUCCCAAAUGAUAUAGCUGAGUCCAUAAGCCAAAUUUUUGAAGCCUUAAUUGUAAUCCUCAGUCAAAAAAUGGAAGACAAAGGCUCAAAAGAAAAAACCAAAGCAAUGGACGCCCUAAUAGAGCAGCUUUUUAAGUCUGACGAAGAAGACGAUUUUGAUAAUGAAAUUAUCGUCAAAGGGACCAAACUUUUAUAUGGAGAAAGCGGGGCUGACGCUUUAUCUAAAACAGAAGAAAAUGAGGCUAAUUUAUUAUUAAGCCAAAUUAAUACGCCAAUACAAAUUAUAGACGAAUAUGAAUAUUUCAGAGGAACUUUGGCGACUAUUAAGUCAAAAAACCAAGAAAACGUAAAAAGACUGUUCGCAGGGCUGAGCCCACAAAGAAGGGAGCAGCUACUUGAAAUCAUGCAGUCCCAAAGGGUACAAGUGAACGACCUGCCAGGCGAAAACACCAUUGUGAGAAAAAUAGUUAAAGCUAAGCAUAGGUAG
Messenger RNA from Blepharisma stoltei, 5795 nucleotides. Lineage: Eukaryota; Ciliophora; Heterotrichea; Heterotrichida; Blepharismidae. The record is from the annotation of a GenBank genome assembly.